AGCAUGCCAGGGACCAUGGAGAGAUAUCAGAGACAUACAAAAGAGGUUCAAAAUGACAGCACUACUAUGGAACACAGCAUGCUGCAUUUGAAACAUGAUACGGCAAACAUGGCAAAAAAGAUUGAGCUUCUUGAAAUUUCAAAGAGAAAACUCUUGGGAGAAGGUUUGGGGUCAUGCACUAUUGAAGAACUACAACAGAUAGAAAAACAAUUGGAGGGGAGUGUAAGCAGCAUUCGAGCACGAAAGAUGCAGGUCUUUAGGGAACGGAUCGAGCAACUUAAACAAAAGGAGAAAGAUUUAGAAGCUGAAAAUGCAAUGCUAUGCCAAAAGUGUGGACUACAACGUCAGCGAGGAUCAAAUGAAGAGGGAGGAAAUUUACCCUCCCCAGAAAAUAGUGACAAGUCAGAUGUGGAGACUGAACUAUUCAUUGGACCACCAGAAAGCAGAAUGAAGCGCGCUCUGCAGAAGUGACAAUCCAUGCCACACCUCACAAAUCUACCAGAUAUGUACUAUAUAUUAUGAUAAUUUCUUUGUCAAUUGUCAAAUAGUCAACCCCAUCAGAUUUUUUUACACUUGCACAAGCAAUAAUACCAGCAAAAGUAUGGUGAGUGUAUUGUUUUUUCUUUCAUUGAAACUAAAACCGAUAUGAUGAUGGAAAGACAGCUUAAAUAGCUUAUCCUACUGUAUAUUCUGUAUAUUGAAAAUGCUUCAAUCCAGUAUCUAUUUUCUUUGACUCCAAUGAUGGAGGCUUAAGGGCUAUGUAAAUGCAGUAAACAUAUCCUUUACCCUUGAACUUUAAUAGCAUGUCAUGGAUUUGAGGGAUAGAAACUUAUUGCAGUAUUUACUUUGUUAUCAUGAUGCUUUCUGGAAUUAGGCAGCA
Molecule: messenger RNA, 880 nt
Organism: Ilex paraguariensis (yerba mate)
Lineage: Eukaryota; Viridiplantae; Streptophyta; Magnoliopsida; Aquifoliales; Aquifoliaceae
Source: the annotation of a GenBank genome assembly